UCACGGGGAUCCACAUCAGGGCCUCGUCUUCCCAGCCCAUCUGGAGGAGAGAUCAUGAGGUCGCUGUACUGUUUCAUCCUGCUCUCCCUGAGCGCAUUUGCAGCAGCUUCGAAGGAAGGGAAGCACUGGUGUUACCUGUCGCAGAAGUGCCACGACCCCCACUGCCAAGAACCGCGCCAGUGGGACCAGAUGUACGAGGCGUGCAGCGGGAGCGGACAGUCUCCGAUCAACAUCCUCACCCGCAAAGUGCAGCACGACUGGACGCUCCAGCCCCUCCGUUUCCGCGAAUACAGCACCAGGCCGGACAGCAAGUGGAGCGUGGAAAACAACGGCCACACGGUCCAGGUGAACCUGAAAGGAUCGGCAGCGACGAUAGAAUCGGGGGGGCUCUCGGGGAGCUACAAGGCCGUGCAGUUUCACUUCCACUGGGGGAACGGCGACGGAGCCAAGUCGACAAGUCCUGGAUCGGAGCACAGCAUCGACGGGGAGCGCUAUGCCAUGGAGCUUCAUAUCGUCCACAUCAAGGAAGAGUUUCCCACCAUUGAAGCAGCGCUUGCCAAUAAGGGCAUCGCAGUGCUGGGAUUCUUCAUAGAGGCUGGCCAGCACAACAAGAACUAUGAGCAAUUCAUUGCAAAGCUAUCCGAAGUCAGCUUCCCAGGAAAUAAAACGGAAAUGUCCGCCUUGUGCCUGGAUUCCUUAAUACCGAACAUUGAGGACCUCGGCAGUUUCUAUCGCUACACCGGCUCCCUGACCACACCUGGAUGCAAUGAGGACGUCGUCUGGACCCUGUUUGAGAAGCCCAUUCAGCUUGGGCUGGACCAGAUCCAAGCAUUCUGGCUGCGGCUGUAUUUUGGUGGAACCAAAGACCACUGGAUGGUGGAUAAUUUCCGACCCGUUCAGCCUGUAGGGGACCGGAUCGUCCGCAAGUCAGAUGCAAACACCCCUUCGCUUCCAGCCAAAGUCUUGCUGCUGUUGCCCUCUGCCGUGUACCUCGUCCUCUGCCUCAUCCAGUGAUCGCUUUCUGAAACGCCCCUAAUUAUUGCGGCCCCAGGCAUGGUAAUACGUGGCUCGUGUACAACAGACGCUCCCCGCUAUGGGAAGGGGCUUGGCUGACCAAAAGGACCUAUAACGGAUCUGUUCAGAGUGGCUUUUGGGCAGUGGGGUGUCCCAUGCCAAGGACCCCCAAUUUCCCUAGGCGGCGGCAGCUGCAUCCACAAAGACAGCUGAGCAGAGAGCCAAAACAAAACACAGAGCAUACUCCAAAUCAAAUUCUUGCAUGAACUUGCUAGCUAGCAAUGAAUGAAUGCAGAGACCCCUGACUGGCUGUGCGGGGGAUACCAUAUUCCCCGUUAUGGGUCCUUCCCAUCAGCCCUCCCCGACCCCGUGCUCUCCAGCUGUGUUGGACCUCAACCCCACUGCCCCUAGUCGCACUGGCUCUGCUUUAGACGCAGGGAUCUGGCCCUAUUCCA
Messenger RNA from Varanus komodoensis (Komodo dragon), 1469 nucleotides. It is a transcript of the gene CA4, whose product is annotated as carbonic anhydrase 4. Gene Ontology annotation, cellular component: plasma membrane. Gene Ontology annotation, molecular function: carbonate dehydratase activity; zinc ion binding. The record is from RefSeq and is a predicted model, not a curated record. Bases 55 to 1014 code for a protein of 319 amino acids. NCBI's taxonomy places the organism in Eukaryota, Metazoa, Chordata, Lepidosauria, Squamata, Varanidae. The transcript is spliced from 8 exons.